This is a messenger RNA of Zonotrichia leucophrys gambelii, 1732 nucleotides long. RefSeq names its product hornerin-like. The transcript is spliced from 6 exons. NCBI's taxonomy places the organism in Eukaryota, Metazoa, Chordata, Aves, Passeriformes, Passerellidae. The record is from RefSeq and is a predicted model, not a curated record. The annotation marks the transcript as partial.
CGGCGGCGGCGCCGGGCGGAGGUGGCGACGAUGGAGCCGGGAUACGGUGGCUAUGGCACCUGGAGCACCGGGGCCACCGGCACCCAGGGUUCCUACGGCACCAACACGAGCAGCUGGCAAGGUUACGAGGGUUACGAGUUCUACCCCUCGCAGAGCUCGGCCCCCACCGGAGGCUCCUACAGCUCCUACGGGGGAGGGGCAGCCCCGGGCGGCUCCUGGGACCCCCCCAAGGCCGAGCUGGGGCUGGGAUCCGCUGAGGGAGCGGCGUUCGGAGCGGGAUCCGCCUUUGGAUCAGGAUCUGGAGCUGCCUUUGGAUCGGGAUCUGCCUUUGGAUCAGGGUCUGGAGCUGCCUUUGGGUCAGGAUCCACUGGAUCCACCUUUGGAUCGGGGUCUGGAGCCGCCUUUGGAUCAGGAUCCACCUUUGGAUCGGGAUCGGGAUCCACCUUCGGAUCAGGAUCUGGAGCCGCCUUUGCCUCAGGAUCUGGAGCUUCAUUUGCCUCAGGAUCUGGAGCCACUUUUGGAUCAGGAUCUGGAUCUGCCUUUGCCUCAGGAUCUGCUGGAUCCACCUUUGGAUCAGGAUCUGGAACCAGUUUUGGCUCAGGAACCAAUUUCGGAUCGGGAUCAGGAACCAAUUUCGCCUCAGGAUCCGGAUUCGCCUCAGGAUCUGGAGCUGCUUUUGCCUCAGGAGCCACUUUUGGCUCAGGAUCUGCUGGAUCCACCUUUGGCUCAGGCUCUGGAUCCACCUUUGGGUCAGGAACCAAUUUUGGGUCAGGAACCAAUUUUGGAUCAGGAACCAAUUUCGGAUCCAGCUCCACCUCGGGAUCCGCCCUGGGCUCCUCCAGCUCCAACCCCGACUCCAUCAUCGCCAAAAUCAACCAGAGACUGGAUCUGCUGGCCAAGGAGGGCAGCCCUGGGGAUGGCCCCGAGCAGCACCACAGCUCCUUCCGCUUCGACUCCCUGGGCUCCUUCUCGUCCCGUGACUCCCGUCUGGACCGUGACGACCCCUUUGGAGCCCCCCGGGGUGACCCCUUUGUGCCCCCCCCGGGCCGUUGCCCCCCCCGGGCCGCUCUGGGCUCUGCCCGUUCCCGGUGCCCCCCCCGUUCCCGCCGCCCCCCGUCCCCGUCCCCGUUCCCGGUGCCGUCCCCUCGCUGGGGCUCCCCCCGGGCCCUGCCCUCGCUCUUCUCGCAGGCGCUGCAGUUCCCUGAUUAUCCCGGGGAUUAUCCUGGGGAUUAUCCUGGGGAUUAUCCUGGGGAUUAUCCCGGGGAUUAUCCCGGGGAUUUUCCCGAUUUCCCGGGAGAUUUUCCCGGGGAUUUUCCCGGCGAGCUGGGGGUGCCCCCCAUGGGCCGGGGUCCCUUCGGCCUCAGGAGGAGGGACAGGACGGGAACGGGAGCGGGAGCGCUGCCCUGGAACGGCCUGCACAUGGGCCGCCGCCGGGGGCUCCGCGCUCGCUCCGGGGGGCGCUGGGAGCCCGAGGGGCCCCGGAAACGGAAACGCUCCGGGAACAACGACGGCAACGAGGGCGGGAACGAAACCGGGAAUGACGGGAAUGAAACCGGAAACGGAACCGGAAAUGGAACCGGGAAUGAGGCCGGGAAUGGAACCGGGAAUAACGACGGGAAUGACGGGAAUGGAACCGGGAAUAACGACGGGAAUGGAACCGGGAAGGAGCCCGGAAGCAGCGACGGGAACGAGGAGCCCAAACAGCCCCUGAGCGACAGCGACUCCGAGCGCG